This is a messenger RNA of Racocetra fulgida, 123 nucleotides long. The record is from the annotation of a GenBank genome assembly. NCBI's taxonomy places the organism in Eukaryota, Fungi, Glomeromycota, Glomeromycetes, Diversisporales, Gigasporaceae.
AUGAAAUAUAUUGAAAAUGCAAUAAAAGAAUUAGCAGAAACACAUGUAGCUAAUUUGCAACCAAAUCAUGAAUUAGGUAAGAAUGAAAAGCAAAUUAUACUAGUAUUUUAUACCAAAUACUAA